CGGAUCUACCGCGCUUGAAAACAUGAUGAAGACAGAUCGACGAUCACAGAGUCGCUUGCUUUUUGUGUUUCUGUGGAGCAGUUUGCCUUCGAUGCCAUCUAACGUUACUCGUUAGUAACAAAACAGAACACACGCAGCGCUCGCACACGUGUUUGCGGACGGAUGUUUGCGUGCAGAGCGCAGGCAGUUUGCCGUGGAUUGGUUGGGAGGCGUUUCAUUUGUCAUCAACAAGGCGUUUGAAACAUCGCUUGCUUCCACCAUUAGGCACAACUACGUUACUUGCGAGCCCCAGCCAGCGUUACAAACUGUCUCCCUGUGUGCCUGGUCCUGUUUUGCCUGGUCCUGUUUUCCCCAGCCCGGAGCUGCACGACAGGUGCUAGGUAGCCGUGAGCAGUAGGGAAGGCCGUGGACGUGGUGGUGGUGGCGCGGCUGCGACGCAGCAUGCCGAGUAUAGAUAGCGACUCGUCAAGCCCGGAUGGCGAUUCUUCCGGCAGUUGUAGCUCCGGCACACAGUUGGACUUGGAAAUGGACGUCCACCCACAGAGUCGGCUGGUCUUCAAUCAAUGCCGAGGUGAUUUCCUGCUCGGCCUUGAGCUGCUGUCGUUGCGUCGAGCGGUGAACGAGAGCAUUUUCUCCACACUGCUCCUGGAUAUGAGCUUGGAUGCGUUCACGCUGGAUUUGCUAUGCGAAGGUCUACUCUUUGCACUGGAACGCACGGACAUUCUUGACGAGGAAGACGACGCUUCCCUGGUGUGCUUCAAGUCGUCCAGUCGCACGGUGUUUGGCGCUCAAGCGGGCACUUCGCUGACGGACGGACGGCGCUUGGCGUUGCUUGAUCGGCUAGCAGGCCUACCGGACCUGUACCAGUCCUGGCAGGGGGAGCAGCGGAGCGAUGACAUCAUCGGCUUGGCGCUGACGUCGGGCCUGGAAGAGGUGAUCGUCCACGGCACGCGCUUCAACUUCGUCUUGCUGGUGUGCGGCAGUUCAGACAGCGGCGUGGACUGCACAGCGGUGGCGGACGAUGCCAUGCAGAAGAUACGUCAGGUCGAGAAGCACGGUUUGCACACUCGUGUCUACUGUGUCGGCAUUGGUGAGGGCUACGACCGCGAGCUGCUGCAGUCAUUGGCCGACCGUAGCCAUGGUAACUUUGCCCACGCCGUGGACGGGUAUGACGCAGUGCACCACAUCCAGAGCAUGCUAGCGCAGUUCUCCACCCUGGUCGCCACGGAUACGACACUGACGCUGACGUCGACCAAGGUCAACGGCCGACCGAUCAUCCGGUCCAUGUGUGACGUGGCCAACGAUGGUCAUGUGACCGGCGGCCAGCAGCAUUGUCAUGGCAACGUCGGGGGAGAGGGCAAGUUCACGGUGUUUUUUGGCGACGUGUUCACCGAGGAGUCCUAUCAGCGCAUUGUGCGCGUCGAGCUUGACUUGACGGCCAUCGCUAGCGAGCACACUGCACUGCCGAUUGCAUCCGGCACUGUGCAGUACAGCACUGCCAACGGCAGCUAUGAGAUCAGCUACAGCACGGUGCUUGAGCUGUGCGUUCUCUCACCGGCGCUGUCGCACCGAGCCGUCGCUCUGGCCAUGCCCAUACCGUACCUGCUACCACGCCCGAUUGGCAUACCGGACGAGGGCGACACAAUGAUGACGCCGUUCAUACAGCGCCAUCUCGCCUCAGAGGUGUGCGGACGCGUGCUCGUACAAAUCCACGAGAUGGAAGGCAACGCGAGCGACAGUGACAUUGACCCCGAACAGCGCAAUCGCUGCUGGGCGAUCUCUAGUGAGUGUCUUCAAUUAAUUCGAGCCCUGGAGCGAUGGAAUCUCAUCAACCUUCCGCCAAAGCAAGCCGAGAAGCUGAAGAUGCUCACCAGGCGUCUCAAAGACGAGUUUGAGGCCGAAGAACCGACAGCACUGGAAGCCGAAGACAACACCGGAGACGUCAGUGGGAAAUCCCCAGAACUGGAAGUUGAGCAGGACAGCAGUGCUGGUGGAGGAGGAACGAGUGCAGUCAAUGCCGCUACUGAAAGUGAUGGCAAGUCUGAAGACAUCAUGCCCGCCGAGGCACCGGCAGGGACGGCUCCGGACAGCGGUCGACGCCGAUCCAGUGGACUUCAUAUGAGUGCCCGUCGCCAGUCCAGUUACCAGUCGUCAGGGAAACGAGACCGCGCCAAGGAGCUCUAUGCUCAGACGCUGCGCUUCACCACAGCCAAGGCGGCGGGAGAGAAACUGGCCACAACGCCGGAAGGAGUCGAAGGCGAGGAAAUGACACCACACGAUGAUACCACGCGGCUGGGACACAGCAGCAGUGCUUCUAAACCGGACAACACCGCAGCAAGCAGUGGUGAUGGGGACGAAAGCAACCCGCCCGCUACUUCUAAAGGUGGAGACUCGUCAGUCACUGACGCAGGCGGAGAGCAGCACGUACACGGUCGGCUGCGUAACCUUGCCGACGACGGCGAGAUGAGUGAGAGCAUCCAGGCCAUCGAGAAACGGCUUGCCGAGUCGUCGGGCCAGCGCAAGCGUACACGCGGCACCGUGCGUAUCGGCGACGACUCCGAGCUGGGGAAACGACUCAAGCAGCGCGAGCAGAAGCGGCAGGAACUGCUCACCAAAUACGGAAAAGACUGGGCGGACAAAUACUAGGCAAAUGUCACGAUUCAAUAAAUUACUGGGUUUACGGGUAAUUUACUGGGUUUACGGGUAAUUUUUCCAGUCACUAUACAAACAGUAAGUCGCUUACGGCAUUCAGAGAUAUGCCUGCUAACUGCUGGAACUAGUUGCUAUAGCGAUACAAUACACAGACAAGCUGUACCCAAAGAACUUGCCAAAUAUGGAGAAGACUGGUCGGACAAAUGUUAAUCGCAUGGCACGACGUAGUACUGGAUUGUGUAAAUUUCCCAAUCGUGCUACAGGCAGUAAGUAGUACUUCGAAGUACUUGGUGCUUAGCAUACGUCAUAAGAGUCUUCCGGCUCGGGAGAGUGCUCAAUGUUCAUGCGAACAGUGCUGAGAUAUGCCUGCUACAACUGGUCGCAAUGCAAUAUACGGUCAAUCUGUACCCGAAGAACUGGUAUUUCCUGAUCAUUGGUUCUAUGAACUGUAUAUAUCCUAGUAGCAAGCAUGUUUGUGCUUGCUACACUCUCUUGCACAUGCACAGUGCCAACAGCAACAACAAUCAUGGGAGCGGAGUAUGCAUGUUGUACAGGCUCUCUCACUCUCUCUCUCUCAUCUCUCUCUCUCUCUCUCUCUCUCUCUCUCUCUCUCUCUCUCUCUCUCUCUCUCUCUCUCUCCCUCUCUCUCUCUCUCUCUCUCUCUCUCUCUCUCUCUCUCUCUCUCUCUCUCUCUCUCUCUCUCUCUCUCUCUCUCUCUCUCUCUCUCUCUCUCUCUCUCUCUUUCUCUCUCUCUCUCUCUCUCUCUCUCUCUCUCUCUCUCUCUCUCUCUCUCUCUCUCUCCCUCUCUCUCUGCCAUGCCACGCUAACGUCUGUGUAAUGUAACGCUAGCGUCUGUGUCGUGCCACACUAGCGUCUGUAUCGUGCCAUGCGAGCGUCUGUGUCAUGCCACGCUAGCAUCUGUGUCAUGCCACGCUAGUGUCUGUGUGUAUUGCCAUGCUAGCGAAACCUUUGUGACUGUGUUCUGUGCUACGUCACGUGCAAUCCUAUGUGAAACCGAGGCUGUAUCGAGUACAAUUUUGCAUGUGCCAUGUGUGUGCAGUAGUAAUCGUGUAAAUCGUCCCGGGCGAUCAGAAUUCACCCCUAACUGCGUAUUCUCUGUGCCGGCCUUGUUGUUCCCGCAUAGCAAUACUGAUUGCAGAUCACCUGACCACAGUUGCCCUUGGCAUACCGGUAUACUACGGUGGCCAUCUUUGUUGUCAUGGCAAUGCUGACUGUUUGUCUUGUGAGCACCGUGACUCGGCUAUGACCUAUGUGCUGUCUGAGUCAUAUCCAUAGUACGAUGGUAAUGCGUGUAGAUAGCCGCUGAAAUUUGAGAUUACUGCUGGCCCACUUCAGUUGAACACCACGUUGUAGGAGUAACUGGAGUAUGAAUGUUGUUGUUUAAAUACAUAUCAUGCCGGCAAUGCUAUUAUUGCUGUAGGUUUGCGUGCAUGUGCGCAGGUUUAGCAAGCAGCAUCUUUUUUGAUAUUGAUCAAGCCUCUCGUGCCGACGUAGGCCUCUCCGCUUUACAUGCAGUGCAGUUCUGGUCACAGUCAUUGGUCAUGAGAGUGAUCGUAUCAUUUCAUUAUACACUCGCGUUGAUCGUGUUGAUGUGACUAGUGUAUGUGCUUUAUGUCCUGCUAUGAUACCACUCA
Molecule: messenger RNA, 4307 nt
Organism: Sycon ciliatum
Lineage: Eukaryota; Metazoa; Porifera; Calcarea; Leucosolenida; Sycettidae
Exons: 2
Coding region: 442-2646 (734 amino acids)
Source: RefSeq, a predicted model, not a curated record